Trichoderma aggressivum f. europaeum is the source of this 1542-nucleotide messenger RNA. RefSeq names its product transcriptional regulator family: C2H2 zinc finger. Gene Ontology annotation, biological process: regulation of transcription by RNA polymerase II. Gene Ontology annotation, cellular component: nucleus. The record is from RefSeq and is a predicted model, not a curated record. The transcript is spliced from 2 exons. NCBI's taxonomy places the organism in Eukaryota, Fungi, Ascomycota, Sordariomycetes, Hypocreales, Hypocreaceae. The coding region runs from base 1 to 1542 and encodes 513 amino acids.
AUGGGCAAACGGGUUGCUACGGAGGAGGCGCCUCGUGCGUCUCCAGCAAAGAGGAUGAAUCUUCGUGGCAUUCAAGUCUCUUAUGCCUUUGACGAUGACGAUGAGGAUUAUGCCCCAAGUGAAAGCCCAAGAUUGUCAGAAAGCCCAGAAUUCUCAGAAAGCCCAGAAAGCCCAGAUUCAAGUGCAGAGGUCGAGUCAACCGUCACUGCUGCGACAACUCCCCGCACGAAAUUUCCAUCAGAUUAUAAGACAUUGGCCUGCUCCUGGCCAGGAUGCACAAAGAGUUUCAACCGUCCGGCUCGAUUGAGAGACCAUAUGAACUCUCAUACCAACUCACGACCUCAUAAAUGCCCCUACGAUGACUGCGACAAAGACUACAUCGAAGAUAAGCAUCUGAAACAGCACAUCAAGGCCGUUCAUACAAAUGACCGCAAAUACGUCUGCCAGAGAGAGGGCUGCGGAAAGACCUUUGUAACAGGCACGAGGCUAAAGCGUCAUCAGCUAGUCCACGAGGGAGCAGAUAGAUUCCGUUGUCAAGACUGCGGCCAAAGCUUCAGAAAGAGAGAGACACUCCACAAGCAUGUACGGAAGGAGCACCAAGGCUUACCACCACAUCAAUGCCCAGAGCCGACAUGCUCAGCGGCCUUCGACUCCAAGGGAUCGCUCAAUCGGCAUCGGGAGAGGGAGCACGGCCCGCUCAAGUAUUGGUGCAUGGAGUGCCCGCCUCAAAUGCGAGAAGACGGCACCAUGCACCGAGUGGGAUUUACAACAGAUCCACAACUGCAGUCGCAUAUGCGCCAAGAGCAUCAAAACUGCAUGUUCUGCGAUUACAAGUCAAGCUCGCUAUGGGAGCUGGAAACGCACAUCGAAAUUCACCAUUCCGGAAAGACGGUCCAGGACCGCAAGACAGUGGCCUGCCCUCACGCUGGCUGCGACAAGAAAUUCACAAAGAAGUCGAACCUCAACGUCCACAUUCGCACAGCACACGAAGGAUUCCGCUUCGUCUGUGGCGAGGUCGACCUGAGCGGCCCGGGCCUCGAAGCCUGGACCAACGAUCAAGGCUGCGGCGAUAAAUUCAGCACCAAGGUCCGAUUGGAAGACCACAUUCGCUUCAUUCAUUUAGGUCAAGAGCGGCCCAAGCUUACCAAGACGGAUAAGUCUGCUCCAAUGGACCUCAUUGACGAGAUAUCCGGGGUUACAAACGUCAAGAAACAGACCAUCCGCUGUCCCCAGUGCACGGAGAGCUUCAUUCGUUACUUUGAUCUGAAUGCUCACAUUGCAAUUGUGCACGACCCGAAGCCCGUCGUCGACGAUGCAGCUCCGUUUCCAAACCCGCCCAUCUUUAGUGAAGCCAACGGGAAUGCUCUCGAGCAGCCUGCUUGGUCGGAGGACUUUUCUCAAGACGGCGUCUUCCCCCCGCAAAUGACGUUUGAUGUAGGACAGGAUGGAUGGGUAGAGGGUGACGAGACUCUAUUGAUGCUGGCUCGUGGGGAGGCAGGUCUGGAUGGUACUACUAUUGACCCUACACUGGGAGGCUUGUAG